GGGAAAAGUAAACACCGGCAAGUGCAGCUGUGUGGGGGGAGGGGGAUGUUGCCCAUCGCCCCUGCGGCUCUGCCUCCCGAGGAGCCGCGAGAGGUGCCCGGCGGCCGCUGCCCAGACCGCGCGCUCGAGGCUGCAGAGCCAGAGGAGCAGAGAAGGAGCAGACCGGAGGCGCGGGAUCGGGGGCGGAGAGGAGAACGGAGAGGCGGAUGGUGGAAACUGCAAGAGAUGAUCAGGAGCACUUUGAGUGCCAGGAACUGCUCGAGUGCCAGGUGCAGCUAGGGGCCCCUGAGGAGGAAGAGGACGCGGACCUGGUGGCCGAGGCGGUAGCGGCCGGCUGGAUGCUCGAUUUCCUCUGCCUCUAGCUUUGCCAGGCCUUCCGUGACGGCCUCUCCGACGACUUCCACCGCACCCGCGACAGCGCCGAGGCUAUUAUUCAUGGACUGUCCAGUCUAACAGCUUAUCAACUGAGAACUAUAUACAUAUGUCAAUUUUUGACAAGAAUUGCAGCUGGAAAAACCCUUGAUGCACAGUUUGAAAGUGAUGAACGAAUUACACCCUUGGAAUUAGCCCUGAUAAUUUGGGCUUCAAUUGAAAAGGAACAUGACAAGCUUCAUGAAGAAAUACAGAAUUUAAUUAAAAUUCAGGCUAUAGCUGUUUGCAUGGAAAAUGGAAAUUUUAAAGAAGCAGAAGAGGUCUUUGAAAGAAUAUUUGGUGACCCAAAUUCUUAUACGCCUUUAAAAAGGAAAUUGCUUAUGAUAAUCUCUCAGAAAGAUACAUUCCGUUCCUUUUUUCAACACUUCAGCUACAACCACAUGAGUUAUGUGAAUUAUGUGCUAAAUGAAAAAUCAUCAACCUUUCUACUGAAGGCAGCAGCAAAAGUAGUGGAAAGUAAAAGAGCAAGAACAACAACUUCUCAAGAUAAACCUAAUGAUAAUGAUAUUGAAUUGGAAACUGAAGCUGAUUUGGAUAUAGGAAAAAGUGUUAGUGAGUCUGUGGUAACUGAAUCCUCAGGGGAUACAGUAUCCUUAUUGAGGUCUCACAAAAAUCUCUUCUUAUCUAAGUUGAAACAUGGAAACCAACAACAGGAUGAUAAUAAGAGAGAGGAAAGAGUGGAAACUCUUCAAAGUGGAAGAAAGAAAAAAGAGAACAGUAGGCGAGCCACUGAAAGCAAGAGAAUACGUGUUUUAAACAGUCAGCCUGUAACUCUUGAAAAACAUCGAUCUAGAAAAAAACAAGCAUGGCUUUGGGAAGAAGACAAGAAUCUGAGAUCUGGCGUGAGGAAAUACGGAGAGGGAAAUUGGUCUAAAAUACCAUCACAUUAUAAAUUCAACAACCAAACAAGCGUCAUGUUGAAAGACAGGUGGAGGACUAUGAAGAAGCUGAAGCUGAUCUGCUCGGACAGUGAAGACUGAGUGUGUUUGUAGAGCUGGAUGACAGUUAAACCUUUUUGAUCACUGCAUUUUGUUUGAAACUUGGUGGUCAUUAAUGUAGCUUAACAUUUUGUUUAAAGCAUUAAAGUAUUUUUUCUGUGGCACAGUCAUUUAAUGUGAGGAUUUGUGCUAUAAGAGCAAGAUUUUAUACCAUCACUGUAUUCUUCAAGAAUCUCUUUACUUUGAUAAAAAAAAAAUAAAUUUUCUGAACCCUAGUGCUUAAAAAAAUGAAAGCCUGGUAAGAGAAAAAAUAUAUUGCUGUUAACCUAUUCUGUAUCUGUGGGCUGGCUUCAACUCCAUGACACGCAUAAAAGUGAAGUUUCUAAAUCACUGAAUAAUAAUAGGCCUUUGACAUAAGGGGUAGUGACUUGAUUUAUGGCCUUAAUAUAUUAAUUGUUAAGACAUUUGUUUAUAGAAUGAUAAAUGUACAAAGUCAUCUGUGAGUUAUAACAUACUUAAAUUUUUCUUUCAGAAGUUUCAUACAAAGAAAAAAAGUUGAAAGUGGUAAUAC
Hippopotamus amphibius kiboko is the source of this 1941-nucleotide messenger RNA. RefSeq names its product telomeric repeat-binding factor 1-like. Gene Ontology annotation, biological process: telomere maintenance. The record is from RefSeq and is a predicted model, not a curated record. Gene Ontology annotation, molecular function: protein homodimerization activity; telomeric repeat DNA binding. Lineage: Eukaryota; Metazoa; Chordata; Mammalia; Artiodactyla; Hippopotamidae. Gene Ontology annotation, cellular component: chromosome, telomeric region; nucleus.